ACAGCCGAUCGACGUUGAAUAAACGUUUGAUUUUCCAUCAAAAUCAUCAGUAUGGUCGACAUUGAAAUUUUCGACAAUAAAAAAUGUUGAAUGUUAUGGUGGCUGGAAUGUUCGACCCAAAAGCGCAGCAAUGAGGAGGCAGAGGUGACGAGGAGCCCGAGGGCGUGUUUAUUAAACAAGAAAAUAAAAAAGGAAUGACGAGAGGUGGAGGCACUGCAGAGUUGGAAGGCUGAGAUGGCUUGGAGUUGCUGUGAAGAAAAGGGAUAUGAAUAAGUCAAAGUUUGGUUGCGUGAGUGGCCUGUACUUUACCAUGUGAGGUUAGGUGAAGCUCUGGCAUUGAAUGACGUGCAGACCGGUCUUUUGUAGUGGCAGGCUGUUGAUUGUGAAGUGGAUGCAGGUGUGGUGAUUGAUGACAGGUGUGCACAGCAGAGUCAGUGAGGAGUGGGGGGAGGAGGAGGUGAAGGCUAGGCUGAGUGAGCCAUAACAGUUGAAUCAACAUUGCAAAUACCGAUGAGACCUGACAGUGACGUUGAAACAACGUUGUUCCAUGGUGUGUCAGGCGAUGGUUGGGUUAACAUUGUUUUAUAGUUGAUGAAAUAAUGUUGACAAAUAGUUGGAUUUUUGAUUGACCGGGAUAUAUGAUUGAAAAGGGUGUUAUGGUCAAACAAUAGUUGUGUUGGUGGUUGACCGGGAAGACAGCAUAUCACCUCAAAUGAACUCCACUGGAAGCGCCUCAUUUAAGAAUAGCCAUAUUUAAAGAUGAAACAGACCAAUCAAUGGACUAUUGACUGAGACAACCAGGGAUUUCACCUUUCACUAGACAUCAUUAUUUUUGUUGCACAUUUAGAACCCAUUUGUCCAUGCAUUUGGCCAACAGCUAUCAUUUCUACCAUGGGAUUUGAUCGACAGGCGUUCAUUUCGUAGGAUGGAAUCUGCUCUGUCUCUUGCCACGGUCCAUCUGCACCUGAACACAAACAGCUAUGACGACAACAGUGGCGUCAACAGCUGGAGCGGCACCCCAGAUGAAUUUAACACCCGGCCAGUCAAUCAGACAUUCCCAAUCCAUGGGCGAAUGCACAGCAUCCUGCUGGGUGUCUCUCUGGGCUCCCUUUCUCUCAUCACUACUGUAAUGAACAUGCUCGUUCUUUAUGCUGUGAAAAGAGAGAAAAGCUUGCACACAGUCGGUAAUCUUUACGUUGUAAGCCUCUCAGUGGCUGAUUUGAUCGUUGGAACCACUGUGAUGCCACUUAACCUAGUGUAUCUGCUGGAGGACGAAUGGAAGUUGGGCAGGGCCAUCUGCCAGUUUUGGCUGAUUAUGGAUUAUGUAGCAAGUACAGCUUCAAUAUUUAGUUUGUUUAUCCUCUGUCUGGAUCGGUAUCGUUCUGUCAGACAGCCACUCAAGUACCUGAAGUAUCGAACAAGAGGGAAAGCAAGCGCAAUGAUAUCCGGAGCCUGGUUGCUGUCUAUGUUGUGGAUUUUCCCCAUUUUAGGAUGGAGGUCUUUCACCCAUGUAGAACUUAAACCGGAAGAGGAAAAACAGUGUGACACCGAUUUCCGCUUCGUCACGUGGUUUAAAGUGAUCACCGCUGUCUUCAAUUUUUAUGUUCCGUCAGUUUUAAUGCUUUGGUUUUACACACACAUCUACUUGGCAGUAAGGCAACAUCUGCGCGAUAGAGAGAGGAUCAUUCAUCCAACUGAUUCAUUUGGUGAAAAGGACAUUGAGCAAAAUGCUGGAUCAUCAAACAACUCCAAAUCCCAGGAGAAGGAAUGUGAGGCUCCAGAUAAACUUUUAAGACAGCAGCUUGACCUCAAACUUCUUGAGCAGACUUACUCUCUUGAGGAAAUUGAUAGAACCAAAAAGUCCCUUUGUAGAUCCCACCGUAAAAUUGGUGCGCAAUGUCCUGAGUCAGGUUUGCUUGGCAUGACAGCAAAGGAACACAAAAUAUCUACAAAACCAGGUAGAGAAUCCUUAUCCAAUAAGGAGAAGAGCCAGGAUGCUGCAGUUCCACUCAGUUCACAUUGUUCACAACCAGAAAAUUCAGGUGGAAACCAGGAAUCGUCUUUAAAUGAAUGUUGCGUAACAGUACCAAACACUGUAAGAGGUGUUUGUGAUAUCAACCAGGUGCAGAGGUACACGCCUGUACUUGGCAACAACCACAACCCCAGCGGCUCUCUUCCCUGGUCUAAUGAAACCGAUGGUGCCGAGAUAGACCCGGCUAAUGAGGUGACACUGAGACAGACAUGGCAAAGGUUUGUCGAAAUGUCCUGUGAGAGACUCCAGAGCCUGAGGAUCCACAAGGAGCACAAGGCGGCCAGGCAAUUGGGCUUCAUCAUUGCAGCUUUCCUGCUGUGUUGGAUACCAUACUUCAUAGUCUUCAUGGUCAUGGCGUUCUGUAGAGAGUGUGUCCACCAUGACCUGCACAUGUUCACGAUAUGGCUAGGUUACAUCAACUCCACUCUCAACCCUUUCAUUUACCCAAUGUGCAAUAGGAAUUUUAAACGAGUCUUCAAAAAUAUUCUGCAUAUACAUUUUUGAAAGUGUUGCAGUCAUUCCAGCAUACCCAGAAUGACCAUAAACUCAUUCACUGCUGUGUCGUUGGGACUGAAUUGAGACUUGAACUUUACAAAUGCCACAAUUAAGUUAAAGAUAAUGACCAUAUGGACAUACUGAGGUUAUGUCUGCGCAGAAACAAAUUGAAGUGUAUUUGAAAAGGUUUUAUUUUCAUCCUCUAUGUUACAUCCACAAGGAAUCAAAAUUGUGGUAGCCAGAAUGUAAAACCAUCAAUGACCCACAUGUUCCAAAUCUACCACAAAGGGCGAACUCACAUAUUUUUGUGAGAAAGUUUAUUUGUACAACACAACGGCAAUGCAAAGUGAUUCCCAACUAGGACAAGAAAGUUAAAAUCACUCCUCAAGUAUAAAAAUAAUUAUUAAUGUAAAGGCAAUGAUGUUUACAUUGCAUGUUGUUGCACAUUAGUAAGUGAGCUUAGUUCGUGUGCUAAUCACUUUUGCAAAUUUGGUAGUCCUACUUUUCCCCAUGUUACCUCCUUCUAACAAAGCUAACAUCUUUAUUGAUCCUUAUGUCAAUGUCCGUAUUCAUAAAACGUUAAAUCCUGGCUGGCAUUAACGUUUGACAUGUACCAUUAUCCACUAUUUAAAGUUUCUGUCCUUAAAUUUGAAAAUGAGCUAAAUGAGCAGAAUAAAAACUCUACUUGGCUUUAAACACCACAGGACUUAACGGUGUCAUUUUCUAUUUUACAAAAAUUUUUUAAAAAUCAAUGACUUUGAGCUGUUUUUUUUUUUUUUUCUACCUUUGGUGCGUUCUUCUUUGCUUCUUUGUUUUCGUCUUUGGCGGCGAUUGUAAUCAGCAGCCAUCUGGGGAAGAGCGACAAGCACUGUUUCUUUUCGGGCAGCGUUUGUAACUGGUGGCCAUCAUGGAGAGGACAAUCAGUGUUUGGAAACUAAGACCAUGUUUACUCGUAGCAGGGGUUUUUAAAACCAUGGAUCCUGCCCUCAUACAUCCGAAAAAAAUUAUUACAUCACCAUCACAUUUGAAAGGGGGAAAAAAAAUCCACAGCAAACUGAAUUCAUUCGUUUUUAAGUACAUUCAUAACAAUGCCAGACCUGAAAUGGGAAGUUCAGAAUUUUCGACAUUAGGCUUAAUCUUCGAGUUUGGCGGGGGUUUCAUUAGUUGGUGGCGUUGAUUUCAACAAAUUCCGUGCAGUUGGUUAGCUAGUUUCAGGGCUCCGGAGUGGCUAAGCUAUGUCAAUGGGCCCAUCCUAGCAUGCCAAUAAAAAACAACAUAUGAAAGCAUGAAAAUCAAUGCUAAACCAUGCAAUCAAUAGUGGUGGCUCUGUUUUCAGGAUGAAGUUAUUAAAACUUACCAUUGCAUGUCAAUAAACAUAUGAACACAUGAAAAUCAAUGAUAAACCAUGCAAUCAAUAGUAGUGGCUCUGUUUUCAGGAUGAAGUUAUUAAAACUUACCAUUGCAUGUCAAUAACUGUAGUAUGAACAACAAACAUUUGUAAUCCAGCAGCUCUGUCGGUAACAGUCUGCAGAGCGGAGUGAUAUUUUUUUCCACCGGUAAUUUUAUGUCGUAUUUAGCAGCAAGUAACCACAGUUUGUAUUGUUCCUCGUUCUUCAUAGGGAAUUUGUGGAAACUCAUUUGCCCAUUUCUUCUGUCUGUUUCCACAGCCUCUAAAUGCACGUUUCACUAUGUUGUCAUUCUUCAGUCAAGACUCCGUAGACUGAUGAUACAUUCGAGGAAGUAGGGAAGUCUGAGUUUUCCAACCUCCGACCAGGAAAAAUAUAAUUGGAACGCCACUUGAACUGGGAGGCCCUAGUUGCGAAGUCAGAAAAAAAAGUACCCAGACUUCACGAGUUGCUUCAAUCAGACGUCACUCGACAAAAUGCGCUGCCCGUCGAAAAGCAGACCGUCAAUUGUAUAACCAAAGAAGGCAGUUCACAGUGUGGUCUAUUUACCUUAGCCGUAAUUUUUUCUCCACUAUUUGAUCACUUACGAGAAGGCAGGUUUGCUAGAGGUCAACAUGUCUUUUAAUGGCCAAAAUCAAAAAUGUAUGGAAUGCUUUGAGGUUGCAACUGGUUCCAUCCAAGUGGGAUAAGUCCGACUUCACACGUUCCUCGAAUGCAGUAUGAGCACGAGUGGCCGAAGGACUCCUCACUAGUGUGGUUGCGUUACGCAUCUGAAAAAUAGUCCCGCAGAAAUAAAUGAAUUACGGUGUGACAUUGUUUUGGCCGCAGGUAUUUUGAACAACGAUCUGCAUUUUGAAUUCAUUUGACUAUGUUAGACCUGUUAAUAUUGUUUUUUAUUGUCAUGCUAGGACGGGACCAUUGACUCGCACUAGCUUAGCCAUUCCGGAGCCCUAAAAUUAAUAAAUAACUAAAAAACUGCAUGGAUUUUUCUGAAAUCGACUCCACCGACAAAAUACACCCCCCCAACUCGAAUAGUAAGCCUAAUGUAAAAUAUUCUGAACUCCCGCUUUAAGGUGGCAGCAUUUUCCUAAAUCCCAUCCAAUCCCAUCCCAUCCAAGUGUAAGCUUCCGUCUAGCGAAGUCACUUCCUCAAACUGGAAAAGAAGAAAUAGUUCUAAAUUUUGUUUUAGAAUAUUACAACAGAGCAUUAGGUUCAAAUAAAGAUUAAAUUCGCAUUAUGACAUAGGGCUAAUGUAGCUGAAUAAGCAGCUACGUACUUUAGGUAGCAUGUUAACGCCUCCAUUAAAGUCAACAAUAUUGAAGGUAUCUUGUGUUUUAGAAUCGGUUUUACAAGUAAGAAAUUAGAUUUAUAAUCGAAUGCGUUGUUGUACCUCUCAGCUAAGGUACAUGUACAUAAAGUGUGUUGCGGCUUACAGCUAGAUUACUCCUACGUAAUAAUUUGACUUUUUUUUCUUCGUAACAAUAGUACUACUUUAAUCCCGUUGUCCUUUUUUUCUUUUCUUUAUUCGGCCCUAAUACUCCGUCGUACAAUAUAAGACCAACAAGGCAAGCGAAAAUGUUGACUAAACCCACUGCAAAAGUAUAUAUCGGCUGCGACAGAAUGCAUGUUGACAACAAAUGUAAACAUUGGUCUCAUGUGUGACAUACUUGUACAACCCCUAGCAAAAAGUAUGGAAUCACCAGUCUCGGAUAAGCACUCACUCAGACAUUUUAUCAUGUAGAACAAACUCAGAUAAAAAGCUUGAAAAAAAUAAUGAAUUCGUUUAAAAGUGCAACUCUUUAGCAUUCAUUACCUUGUCCAAUGUAGAUUCUUGACUCUUGACACCUUGUCCAAUGCAGAUUCUUGACUGGUGACAAGGUGAUGAUUCUGGAACUUUGGUUUGGUGCUGUUCAAGUGAGAUUUACAAAGAUGACUGCCUGAAGAAAACAAAAAUUCCCUCAGUCCUUAAUGAUAUGGGGCUGCAUGUCAGGCAAAGGCACUGGGAGAUGGCUGUGGUUAAAUCUUCGAUAAAUGCAAAGGUUUACAUUGAAAUUUUAGACAUCCUUCUUAUCCCUUCAAUUGAAAAUAUGUUUGGGGAUAAUGAAAUCAUUUUCCAAGAUGACAAUGCAUCAUGCUACAGAGCUAAAAUUGUUAAAGAAUUCCUUGGAGAAAGAUUCAUCCAGUCAGUGUCAUGGCCUGCAAAUAGCCCAGAUCUCAACCCUAUUGAAAACCUGUGGUGGAAAAUUGAAAAAAAGACGGUCCACAGAAAUGCUCCGACCUGCAAGGAUGAUCUGGCAACUGCAAUCAAAGAGAGUUGGCACAAAAUUGAUGAAGAAUACUCAUCAAGUCCAUGCCUCAGAGACUGCAAGGUGUCCUAAAAGCCAGAGGUGGCGCUACUAAAUACUAGAGAUGUGUUUUGAUUGUUAUUUCUUUGUUUGUUUCUCAUGAUUCCAUAUUUUUUCCUCAAAAUGGAGUGAUUCCAUUUAUAUUUCCCUGCACUUGCUCUACCAAACUAACAUAUACUGACGACCACAAUAUUUUUAUUAAUUUCUUUUAGUGUUUCUGAAUGUUAAAGAGUUGCACUUUUGAACUAACUCAUUAUUUUUUCAAGCUUUUUAUCUGAGUUUGUUCUACAUGAUAAAAUGUCUGAAUGAGCGGUCGUCCGAGACUGGUGAUUCCCUACUUUCUGCUAGGGGUUGUAUAUCGGCCGCGACAGAAUACAUGUUGACUCCAAAUGUAAACGAUGGUCUCAUGUGUGACAUAGAAACAAAGUUUGUCGCAGACAAACAACAGACAAGUUUCAACAGUUAAAUCUUCGGUUAUCAGUGUCCAUUAUUCGAUAUAAUCUAUUGAGUAUAAUCUGCCACUUUCCUCGGAUCUCACGAUAUUCUGUGUUGCUGAGGAUCAGAAAAAUGCAGCCUAAAGUCACACAGUGCUUUCCAGUGGAUGAGUGGUUAGCACAUCCGACUAACAGUUCUGAGAUCAUGAGUUCAAUCCUAGGCUCCAACCUUUUCGUGUGGAGUAUGCCUGUUCUCCCCGUGUCUAUAUGGGGGUUUUCUGAGUUCUCCAGUUUUCUCCCACAUCCCAAAAGCAUGCAUGGGGUGAUUGAGCACUCCAAAUUGCGUCUAGGUAUGAGUGUGCGCAUGAAUGGUUGCUUGUGUCCUUGUGCCCUGCCAUUAGCAGUCAACCAAUUCAGAGUGUACCCCGCCUACUGCCCAUAGUUAGUUGGGAUAGGCUCCGACACCCCGUGACCCUCGUGAAGCUAAGCUGCUUGGAAAUGAAGUUUCAGAGGCGACAGGACAGAUAUCUGUGUUUCUGUAAUCUUUUGUCAUUCAGCGCAAUUUUCAACUAUAAUUUGAAAGGAAAUGAAAGCAAGAACACUCUGGUUUUUAAUGGCUUAUGAUGACAGCUUUAUAGCACUUUGAUGAAUCCUUGUUGCUGCUGCUAUGCAUGAGUCAUCUGCCUGCAUGCUUUCAGUUGCCAAAUUGAUUAUUCAAAUGUUGGGCAUUGUCAUCAAAUGUAUAAAUUUGCUGGGGUUGUUUGUUUUUUCUUUUGUUGGUGGUGGGGUUGCUUCAGACUGAGACAAAUAUUUAUUGUAAUGAUAAUAAAGUGCAGAAACUUGAAAAUCUUGGCUAUUCUUUCUCAUAUGUGGAGGAGGAAAGUUUUCAUUUUACAUAUAGAGUUCAUUCAAAGACAACACAAGUACUGCCACUGGCGUGCACACAUAUACAACAGGUGGUGCUCAAGCACUGGCCCUUGUCCUCUUAACUGAGCAAGUGCCCUUUUCAGGGUUAUUAAGUCAAGAUCAUUAUUAUGUUAGUAAUGCGUGUGCCCCCCAAGCGCUGCAGCCAUUAUCACUGUGACAGCGCCCUCUGUCCUCCAAACUUGCCCAAGUCUGCAGCCUAUAUGCAGAUGUAACAAAUAAUGUGUAUGUGCCUUCCUAAACCUCAGUUGUUUAACUAUUUGUCACGUGAAGUAGCCUUUGUCUCCGUGCAGCUUUCUAAAUUAGACGAAUGCCAAGUCACACCUGUUAAACAAGCUGGGCUAGACGCUCGACAUAAACCAAUUAACGUAGCAACCAACACACAACCAGUGUCGGUAGGAAAAAUUAAUAAAGCUAUACACUAUAAUGCCCUGAGCUGAGAGAGGAGAGGUGUGAGCUUCAAUCACUUUACUGUGACAACAAUGAAAACAACAUUACAGCGGGCUGCCGCGAAGUGCGACUGCUAUUACUACCUCCCAACACGCUCUGUCUGACGCCACUUGUUCGCUUCCCCCUGUGCCACAGCCCUCACGUACAGAGCGUCUCUUAAAGGGGCCGGACAUAGUUACGGACAUUAUAUUAUUAUAGCUCAAUAUUUAGUUAUGUGUUAGAGUGUUUAGUACUAGUACUGCUACU
Messenger RNA from Corythoichthys intestinalis (scribbled pipefish), 8332 nucleotides. RefSeq names its product histamine receptor H1 (gene hrh1). Gene Ontology annotation, cellular component: dendrite; plasma membrane. NCBI's taxonomy places the organism in Eukaryota, Metazoa, Chordata, Actinopteri, Syngnathiformes, Syngnathidae. Gene Ontology annotation, molecular function: neurotransmitter receptor activity; histamine receptor activity; G protein-coupled serotonin receptor activity. Bases 926 to 2536 code for a protein of 536 amino acids. The record is from RefSeq and is a predicted model, not a curated record. Gene Ontology annotation, biological process: regulation of vascular permeability; chemical synaptic transmission; G protein-coupled receptor signaling pathway, coupled to cyclic nucleotide second messenger. The transcript is spliced from 2 exons.